CAGUCUCUGAGGUUGGCUUGAGGUUGCGUAAUGACGCAGCCCGUUGACGCGAGGGAACGACAGAGGUGGGGCCAGCGAUUGGCGCUGUCAAGCCCAGCUCAGAAUCGUGAGGGGGAAGAACGUCGAGGCGCAGGCAGUUUAGGCAAGUUCCCUGUUGUGGAAAAGGAGCAAAGCUGCAGAAGUGAUUGACAAGGUCUUAGGGUCUGGCGUGUUUGUGCCUUUUCUUUUUGACCCCAUCAUGAAUUGUUGAAGCAUAUGUAACCAAGGAGCCUGUGUGCUGCCGAACAAAAAUGUUUCACUUAAGGACUUGUGCUACUAAAUUGAGGCCUCUGACAGCCUCACAGACUGUUAAGACAAUUUCUCAAAACAAGCCAGCAGCACCAAGGACGUUUCAACAAAUCAGGUGCUAUAGUGCACCUGUUGCUGCUGAGCCAUUUUUGAGUGGGACUAGUUCAAACUAUGUGGAGGAAAUGUACUAUGCUUGGUUGGAAAAUCCCAAAAGUGUACAUAAGUCAUGGGACAUAUUCUUUCGCAAUGCCAAUGCUGGAGCUGCUCCAGGUACUGCUUACCAAAGCCCCCCUCCGUUAAGUACCAGCCUAUCAACACUGACACAUGCACAAUCUUUGGUUCAAGCACAGCCGAAUGUAGAUAAACUGGUGGAAGAUCAUCUUGCAGUUCAGUCUCUUAUUAGGGCAUAUCAGAUUCGAGGGCAUCAUGUAGCACAGCUCGACCCACUGGGCAUCUUGGAUGCUGAUCUGGACUCCUCCGUUCCAGCCGAUAUUAUCACUUCCACAGAUAAACUGGAUCUUGCAGUAUUCAAGGAGCGGCUGAGAGUGCUAACAGUAGGAGGGUUUUAUGGCCUGGACGAAUCGGACCUUGACAAGGUCUUUCACUUGCCCACUACCACUUUCAUUGGAGGAAAUGAAUCUGCUCUCCCACUUCGGGAAAUCAUCCGGCGUUUAGAGAUGGCCUAUUGCCAGCACAUUGGUGUAGAAUUCAUGUUUAUUAAUGAUCUGGAGCAGUGCCAAUGGAUAAGGCAGAAGUUUGAGACGCCUGGUGUCAUGCAGUUCAGUAGUGAGGAGAAGCGCACCCUGCUGGCUAGACUAGUCCGGUCAACCAGAUUUGAAGAAUUCCUGCAUAGGAAAUGGUCAUCCGAGAAGCGGUUUGGUUUGGAAGGCUGUGAGGUGCUGAUCCCUGCCUUAAAGACAAUAAUUGACAAGUCAAGCGAGAAAGGAGUGGAUUAUGUUAUCAUGGGAAUGCCUCAUAGAGGGCGUCUGAAUGUGCUUGCGAAUGUUAUCAGAAAAGAGUUGGAGCAAAUUUUCUGCCAAUUUGAUUCCAAGCUGGAGGCUGCAGAUGAGGGUUCAGGGGAUGUAAAAUAUCAUUUGGGAAUGUACCACCGGAGAAUUAAUCGUGUCACUGACCGGACCAUUACCCUUUCACUGGUUGCAAAUCCAUCUCACUUGGAGGCUGCUGAUCCUGUAGUUCAGGGCAAGACAAAGGCAGAACAAUUUUAUUGUGGGGACACUGAAGGGAAGAAAGUGAUGUCCAUCCUUUUGCAUGGAGAUGCUGCCUUUGCUGGGCAAGGUAUAGUUUACGAGACAUUUCACUUGAGUGACCUGCCUUCCUAUACAACAUAUGGAACUGUUCAUGUGGUAGUGAAUAACCAGAUCGGAUUCACUACUGACCCUCGUAUGGCUCGUUCUUCUCCAUACCCAACGGAUGUGGCCCGGGUGGUUAAUGCACCCAUUUUUCAUGUUAAUGCUGAUGACCCGGAGGCUGUGGUAUAUGUAUGCAAUGUGGCAGCUGAAUGGCGAAGUACUUUCCACAAAGAUGUAGUGGUGGAUCUGGUAUGCUACAGGCGAAAUGGGCACAAUGAGAUGGAUGAGCCAAUGUUCACCCAGCCACUGAUGUACAAGCAGAUCCGAAAGCAGAAGCCUGUGCUGCAGAAAUAUGCUGAGACACUAAUUUCACAAGGAGUGGUAAAUCAGCCCGAGUAUGAGGAGGAAAUUUCCAAGUAUGACAAGAUCUGUGAAGAGGCCCAUGCCAGGUCCAAGGAUGAGAAAAUCCUUCACAUCAAGCAUUGGCUAGAUUCUCCAUGGCCUGGUUUCUUCACUCUGGAUGGUCAACCCAGAAGCAUGACCUGUCCUUCCACUGGUUUGAAUGAAGAAGAUUUGGUUCAUAUAGGAACAGUGGCCAGCUCAGUGCCUGUUGAAAACUUCACAAUUCAUGGUGGUUUAAGCAGGAUUCUGAAAACACGUGGAGAGAUGGUUAACAAUAGGACAGUAGACUGGGCCUUAGCAGAGUACAUGGCAUUCGGCUCUCUCCUUAAAGAGGGAAUCCACAUCCGACUGAGUGGACAGGAUGUUGAGAGAGGGACAUUCAGCCAUCGGCACCAUGUCUUACAUGAUCAAAAUGUUGACAAGAGGACCUGUAUUCCCAUGAACCACCUGUGGCCAAACCAAGCUCCAUAUACAGUCUGCAACAGCUCUCUCUCUGAGUAUGGAGUGCUAGGAUUUGAACUAGGCUUUGCUAUGGCCAGCCCCAACGCUUUAGUGGUGUGGGAAGCCCAGUUUGGCGACUUCCACAAUACAGCUCAGUGUAUUAUUGAUCAGUUCAUCUGCUCUGGACAAGCCAAAUGGGUGAGACAAAACGGCAUCGUACUGCUGCUACCCCAUGGCAUGGAGGGCAUGGGUCCCGAGCACUCUUCUGCCAGACCAGAGCGAUUCCUGCAAAUGUGCAAUGAUGAUCCAGAUGUCUUCCCGAAACUAGAUGACUUUGAUGUACGCCAGCUGUAUGACUGCAAUUGGAUUGUAGUGAACUGCUCCACGCCAGCAAACUUUUCCCAUGUUAUGCGGAGGCAGAUUCUUCUCCCCUUUCGGAAGCCGCUAAUAGUCUUCACUCCAAAGUCUCUGUUGCGUCACCCAGAAGCUCGUUCCAGCUUUGAUGACAUGUUGCCAGGCACUCAUUUCCAGCGUGUCAUCCCAGAAAAUGGUCCUGCUGCACAGAAUCCAGAGGGGGUGAAGCGAGUUCUCUUCUGCACUGGUAAAGUCUACUAUGAUCUCACUCGAGAGCGAAAGACCCGGGAGAUGGAAGCAGAUGUGGCAGUCACAAGGGUGGAACAGCUAUCGCCAUUCCCCUUUGAUCUCCUGUUGAAGGAAUUCCAUAAAUACCCAAAUGCAGACUUGGUCUGGUGUCAGGAAGAGCACAAAAAUCAAGGAUAUUAUGAUUAUGUGAAGCCUAGACUCCGCACAACCAUCGACCGUGCAAAGCCAGUGUGGUAUGCUGGGCGUGAACCUGCUGCUGCACCAGCUACAGGCAACAAAAAGAAUCAUCUGACUGGACUGCAGCGCUUCUUGGACACUGCCUUCAACCUCGACUCUUUCAAGGGCUUGUUUUAGAUACACUUGGAACUGGUUCCGCAGCGCACUGUGUGUGUGUUUCUCUGUCUGCUCAUUUUCUUUCUAUGUCCUUAACUAUAGACCUUGUAAGCAAACGUAAGGCGCCUGUUAUUAAUCUCUUCUUUGCUGUUGAGGAACUGCCUCUUCAGUGAUCCAGAAUGCUUGUGUUAAGGUUUUAUCUUCUGCGUGCUGCAGACUUCUGGAACAGCGUGAUGUUACUCCAUGUCCUUUUUGAAAUCCCUGGGACUAGCCAGCUCCAGUCCCCAGAAUGAGAGUUUUGGAGGGACUGGUAUUUGCCUUCCAAACAUGUGUCUCUGUUUUGAGACACUGAUGACUCCAUAUAAUGCCUAAAUUAUUGUUCCCAACCCGACAGUGAUUCAGGAGGCAGGCAUUGCUUUGGAAUCACAAAAACAAAUGUGCCUACCUGGAGGGGCAAGAGGUAUGACAGUCUUUUCAUUCUCCUUGAUGAAAGAAAGGUUGAUCUGGUACAGUUCUUCAAUUGUGUGGUAAGAUUCCCUUUCCUGAAGCAUCACAUUCCUAGCACUGAAAAUCCUGGGCUAGCACCUUAAAUCACUGCUGCUGUUUCCUGUGGUUUAGCAGCCUAGCAUUACCUAUACUGAAUGCACACAGACAGUCUAAACUCAGGCAUUCUUCCAGAAGGAUUUCCCCUCUUUUAAUGAAGAUGUUAAAACUCAGUCAGCCACUGAUCUGGUUUCUGAUUUAUUCUUUUAAAGCUGCAGCCAUUUGUAAUCCUAUAUCUCAUCCUGGAUAGCAACCUAUUAUAUAUUGGAACCUAAAGAAUCUGUUACACAGUCACCAUAGCCACUUCUGUAUGGGCUUCUAGGUUUGCUGUGCUUUUGGGUGCUGACUCUGUACCUAAUGAAAGGUAUACUUGGGAAUUGUUAAAUUCACUGGGUUCCCAUGAACUAAUGUUUUGUAUGGGGAAACCAUGAGAUAGAUGCUUAGAUUACACUAAAGUGCAUCGUUGCUGUUGACUAAUACUACAUCAAGAGCAAAAGUUGCAUUUGAGACUCUCCUAUCACUUGAAGAGAAGGAAUUUUUCCCCUUUGUGGGUCAUACUCAUGUUGCACAUUUUUUUCUGAGUUUUGGACAAAUGGGAUCCACCUUUGCUGCACACUUGUUUCAAAAAAUACUUCCAUAAUGAUUAUUUCAGUGUUUACUGGGAGUUUUGCAAUUUUUUUAAGAACUACUUGUGCAGUUAGCAGAUGAAGUAAUUUUUUUUAAAAAAUCUCUCCAUGCAAAACUUUUUGAUGAGGCCUGAAUCAACUACUUGGCAUAAUUGAUAUAUAACCUGCUAGAAAAAUGCUUGUAUUGGUGUCUCUGAUCUGCACUUAGCUUUCUGUCAAGAUAAAUACUUGUCUCAGAAGGCUCAAACAAGGAUGUAAAAACAGGUCCUGUUUCCUUGUCGCUGGAUAGAAGUGAGUCCUACCCUAUGUUAUCCUAGCUCUAUGGGCUUUAGACUGUGUGAGCAGAGGUUAGGGUUGUGUGCACUUUUGAUUGUAGGAGUAACUUACACCUACUUCUCAUCGGCUUUCUCCUGAAUUACACAGCUUCUCAAGCACAGCCCAGUUUUGGAGGGGUGAGGUGGGGAACCCUUGGUGAAACCAGUUGUAUGUUGUGACUGUAACCAAAAGGUUUUUGAGUAGAUUCAAACAUCCUUUCUGCGAACCUAACUUUUGUUGUUGUAGCCUUCUGCCUUUCUUGGGCUUCUUAGGUGUUAGAGGCUACUUUAGCUGCUGCCAGAGCAAGGUCCCUCUCUGUAGGUAGCACCAUAACAAAAUAGCUCAAAAUUGAUCCCACGUGAUUCUUUGUUCUGCAUCCUCAUCCAUGCACACACUGAAAUAUCUUCACUGAUCUUAGCAAUGGUGAUUCCAUUCACCUUCCAACUGCAGUUCAUGGGCUCGAGCAGCCACAGUUCAACCCCUUCUCCCCUUUGUGGCCUUUGCAACAGGGACUGAUGCCAUUACUUGGCUUUUUUUUAACCUUACUGAUAACUGGCAACUGCUUCCAAUCACAGUAAUUACACAGUGGUCUGUUAGUGAUAGAAUGUACUUCAGUGCUUUGGCUGCCCCUUUUCCUCCAUGCAGUCUGCAUAAUGUCACAUGGUGGCAACAGCAGCAGUGACUUGAUUGGUAAAGAAUGUUGAAGGGAGAAAAUCUGCACCAGGUUGAGCCUGCCUUCCUUGGACAGAACAUAUAGCACGUACAUGCCAUUGCACUUCUGUCUAAGUAUGUGUCUAUUCUGUGUCAAAUCCCAUGAGCUUCUGAAUGUGCUCUGUGCAUGCUGCCAUGCCAUGUAAGAGCUUCUCAUCCCUCAAAAAAAAAAUCUGAACUUCUUGGCUGUCUUUAGCAGAUGUCCAGUUCUAUAUUCAUCUGGCUGACUCCUGGGCAUUACUGAGAAACAUACAGUCUCCUUCUGUCCCCUAACUAUCUUCUGUGUGUGCUGCCAGCCAUACCAAAAGAGUGUGCCAUCUUGUGAAUAAAGACUUUUCUAUAAUAUAAGAAUCUGUACUGCUUCGCUACAGGGAUCCGCACACUCUAAAAGUGAUGCCCACUAUUAGAGAGUAGGUUGUCAUGACGCGGGUUUAUGUGGGACUGCAAUAUUUGCUCUUUAGCUCUGCAGAAGAAAAAUCCUGGUGUCUAACCUUUGCCAAAGCCAGGGGCCAGUGGAGAGAGGGAGGCUGCCUAUUCAGGGCUAGUGCUGCCUUGGGCCUCACCUUAAACUCACAGCCUGACUUAUUUAUUUUGGUUUUUAAAUUUAAAAAAAAAAACCAGAUGUGUCUGGCAUAAACAAUAAAGCCUGAUCUUCUGCUCAAA
Rhineura floridana is the source of this 6235-nucleotide messenger RNA. RefSeq names its product oxoglutarate dehydrogenase (gene OGDH). Gene Ontology annotation, molecular function: thiamine pyrophosphate binding; oxoglutarate dehydrogenase (succinyl-transferring) activity. Gene Ontology annotation, cellular component: oxoglutarate dehydrogenase complex; mitochondrion. The transcript is spliced from 25 exons. Bases 291 to 3398 code for a protein of 1035 amino acids. Lineage: Eukaryota; Metazoa; Chordata; Lepidosauria; Squamata; Rhineuridae. Gene Ontology annotation, biological process: tricarboxylic acid cycle. The record is from RefSeq and is a predicted model, not a curated record.